UUCUGUUGGAGUUUGCAUUGCCGGAAAUGGGAAGCCCGGGAAGCUCGGGGCAUUGGCCUCGAGUGGUUUGUGCUAUGGCGUUUUGUCUCAUUGCCACUUGUGUCGCUGCCUCUAAACCCUAUAUUUAUGCUUCGCCUCCUCCACCCCACCACCCUAAACACUACUCGCCGCCAUCAUACAAGUCUCCUCCGCCAAAGCAUGCAAAUUACCCACCGUAUUAUUACAAGUCACCACCCCCUCCAAAGUACUCUUCUCCGCCAUCUUACCACUACAAGUCACCGCCGCCUCCACCAAAGCAUGUAAGGCAUCCACCAUAUCAUUACAAAUCACCGCCACCACCAAAGCAUUCUCCUCCACGGCAUUACCACUACAAGUCUCCACCACCACCACCAAAACAUUUAGAACAUCCUCCUUAUCAUUACAAGUCACCACCACCACCAAAGCAUGUAGAACAUCCACCUUAUCAUUACAAGUCACCACCACCACCACCACCAAAGCAUGUAGAACAUCCUCCUUAUCAUUACAAGUCACCACCACCACCACCACCACCAAAGCAUGUAAAACAUCCACCUUAUCAUUACAAGUCACCACCACCCCCACCACCAAAGCAUGUAGAACAUCCACAUUAUCAUUACAAGUCACCACCACCACCACCAAAGCAUGUAGAACAUCCUCCUUAUCAUUACAAGUCACCACCCCCACCAAAGCAUUCUCCUCCACCACCUUACUAUUAUAAGUCACCACCACCGCCAAAGCAUUCUCCACCUCCUCCAUACUACUAUAAAUCACCGCCACCUCCCUCACCCUCUCCCCCACCCCCUUACUACUACAAAUCGCCACCUCCACCAUCACCAUCGCCACCUCCUCCAUAUGUUUACAAGUCCCCACCUCCACCAUCUCCGUCCCCACCCCCUCCUUACUACUACAAAUCACCACCUCCACCCGUAAAGUCACCACCUCCUCCAUACUAUUAUAAGUCACCACCACCACCAUCACCAUCACUUCCCCCUCCCUAUUACUACAAGUCUCCUCCACCCCCAACUCACAAGUCACACCCUCAUCCUCCAUACCACUACAAGUCCCCUCCACCCCCAACUCACAAGCAACACCCUCAUCCACCAUAUUAUUAUAAGUCGCCACCUCCACCUUCACCCUCUCCACCUCCAACAUACUACUACAAAUCUCCCCCACCUCCAAAACACUACUAAGCCUCCAUUCACAACUUCAAUCUGCAUGAAUUGUCUGUGCAAGAAUAACUAGCUAGCUUCCUUUGGAAGCUGAGUUUGAAGACAUUUUUAUUAUUGUUUCCGUUAUUAAUCAAAUGUAUUCGUGAAUAAAUUAGGGCUCAAAAUGGAGGCCUCUGGUUAACUUGUCUGUAUGGAGCAUUCAAUGCAUCAUUUCUUGUAAGCUGUAAAAGCCCGGAAUUCAAUUUUUAAGAAGAGCCUUAUUGCCUUUUUUUUUUUUGGGACUA
Messenger RNA from Vitis vinifera (wine grape), 1471 nucleotides. Its product is annotated as extensin-1-like. The record is from RefSeq and is a predicted model, not a curated record. The transcript has a single exon. Bases 27 to 1208 code for a protein of 393 amino acids. Gene Ontology annotation, molecular function: structural constituent of cell wall. Gene Ontology annotation, biological process: plant-type cell wall organization. Lineage: Eukaryota; Viridiplantae; Streptophyta; Magnoliopsida; Vitales; Vitaceae.